AAAAAUGGAUUUUUGAUCGAGAGAGAAAUAUGGGUUUGCUAAACCCUAAUCAAAGAGGAUCAAGAGGCACCCAAGAAGAUUAUCAUGGAUCCAGCAACAAUAACAGCACCUCAAGUCCAUCAUCACCCAGAAGCAUCCAUAAUUCCAAGAAAAAAUGGUCCAAUUUGCUGCCUCUAUUCCUAGUCCUAGUUUUCAUAUCGGAGAUCGCAUUCUUGGGUCGACUCGAUAUAAUCAAGAAGGCUGACUUUGUAAACUCUUGGACUGAAUCAUUCUACCAGUUUACGACGUCGCCUCUCGUUUCCUCCACCAACUUUCUUGAAACUUCCGACGAGGUCCCGGUGGUGGGGAUCUCGGAUGCAUCAUUGGAGGUGGUCGGUUCAGGUGGUGACGGAGAGACAUGCGAGGAAUGGUUGGAGAGAGAAGAUCAUGUGGUGUAUUCUAGGGAUUUUCAGAAAGACCCUGUACUUGUCUUUGGCGGUGAGCAGAGGCCCUGUGAUGUGGGAUGUAAGUUUCUUCCUCUCCAUAAAAGGACACAGGCUGAGGCUGCAAUUGGUUUAAGGCACAUAGGUGAAACAUCUGGUGUUCUUCGGUCAAUGGAAUCAGCUAUAUACUACCCUGAUAAUGAUAUUGCCACGGCUCGCCGAAAGGGAUAUGAUGUCGUUAUGACAACCAGUCUCUCCUCAGAUGUCCCUGUUGGAUAUUUUUCUUGGGCAGAGUAUGAUAUAAUGGCCCCACUUCAGCCAAAGACUGAAAAAGCUUUGGCAGCUGCAUACAUCUCAAACUGUGGUGCUAUCAACUCUCGGUUACAAGCUCUGGAAAAACUUGAAAAGUUUAAUGUCAAGAUUGAUUCCUAUGGCGCUUGUCACCACAAUCGUGAUGAGAACGUGGACAAGCUGGAAGCUCUGAAGCAUUACAAAUUUAGCUUGGCUUUUGAGAAUUCCAAUGCGGAAGAUUAUGUCACUGAAAAAUACUUCCAGUCUCUUGUUGCAGGAUCUGUUCCUGUGGUUUAUGGUGCUCCAAAUAUCCAAGAUUUUGCUCCGUCACCUGGUUCUAUUUUACAUAUUAAGGAGUUAAACGGCGUAGGAUCAGUUGCCAAGACAAUGAAACGCCUUGAAGAGAAUAAUACCGCUUACAAUGAAUUCCUAAGGUGGAAACAUGAUGGUCCUUCUGAUUCUUUCAAGGCUCUUGUAGAUAUGGCUGCAGUUCAUUCAGAUUGUCGUUUAUGCAUAUUUCUAGCAACCAAGAUCCAUGAGAAAGAAGAAAAAAGCCUUGGAUUUCCAAAGCGGCCUUGCAAGUGUACUAGGGGCUCAGAGAGUGUGCAUCAUCUUUAUAUAAGAGAAAGAGGGAGGUUUCAGAUGGAGUCUAUAUUCUUAAGGUCGGGAAAUUUGACGAUGGCGGCCAUGGAAUCUGCAGUGUUGUCCAAGUUUAAGUCUAUAAAACAUGAAACUGUGUGGAGGAAAGAAAGGCCAGAGAAGAUCAGAGGUGAGAAAAGGGAACUCAAAGUUUACAGAAUAUAUCCUGUUGGCAUGACACAGAGACAAGCUUUAUACACCUUUCAUUUCAAAGGUAUCUCAUUCAGAAGUCACAUAGAAAGCAAUCCAUGUGCCAAGUUUGAGGUCAUUUUUGUAUAAAUAAUCACAACUAAAUUUUGAUCCAUUUUUAGUUUAUGUGA
Molecule: messenger RNA, 1672 nt
Organism: Cynara cardunculus var. scolymus (artichoke)
Lineage: Eukaryota; Viridiplantae; Streptophyta; Magnoliopsida; Asterales; Asteraceae
Product: glycoprotein 3-alpha-L-fucosyltransferase A
Exons: 7
Coding region: 30-1631 (533 amino acids)
Cellular component (GO): membrane
Molecular function (GO): fucosyltransferase activity
Source: RefSeq, a predicted model, not a curated record